ACUCAUAAGAUUUAUGAAAAGUGAAUCAUCUGAUAAACAGUAAACAGUUCUACUACAGUAUGAUUUUUCUUAUGCUGAUUUUCAAAUAACCAACAGUGAAAUUCUAAAGUGAAUUCGCAAUCCAGAAAUAUGGCAUGACAUUGCAAAAAAAACAUACCACUGCUUAUCUAAUAAGAUAAGCAUGCACUACAGUUAUCAACCGCUCGAUUAGCGUUGGACUUCAAUUCAGCAACAAAAAAUCAGUUUUUGACUAGUCAUUUCAAGUGACCACCACUUUCCGGCUACAGCAUGGUGAACAUUCGGCCACUGUCGGUUGCGUUAAGCAAAAAGGCACAAGAGGAGCUAAACGAACGACCGGAACGCAUUCAGGAGGAUUUGAAUGCUCUCCGCCAAUGGAUCGCCAAGGCCGCUCACCUGCGGUGCCGGAUUGACGAUCAGUUCCUGGUUGCCUUUCUGCGGGGCUGUAAGUACAGUUUGGAACGAGCGAAGGAAAAGCUGGAUAUGUUCUACACUGUGAGGACAAUGUCCCCGGAGCUGAUCCGCACUAGGGAUCCGGAGGAUCCAAGAACUCGUGCCAUCAUACGACUAGGCGUUGGCCUUGCGCUGCCGAACACGGAAGCAGCCGAUUCUCCCAGAAUUAUACUGGUUCGACCUGCAGCGUACGAUCCGGCGCAAUUUACCAUUUCAGAAAUUAUACGAGUGAGUACGAUGAUAAACGACUUGAUGAUGAUGGAAGAUGACAACUUUGUCGUAGCGGGACAGAUUGGAAUUUUGGACCUGGCAAAUGUCACGAUGGCUCAUUUUCUGCAAUUUACUCCAAGUUUCGUGAAAAAGAUGACGUUGAUGAGCCAAGAGGCAUCUCCGUUGCGCCAGAAAGGUUUUCACUAUAUCAACACACCACAUGGGUUCGAAGUAGUGUUCAACAUGUUCAAGAAUUUUAUGAGCGAGAAAAAUAAAUCAAGGCUAUAUGUUCACGGACAAGAUUUAGAAUCACUGUAUCGGCAUGUACCGAAAAGAUUGCUACCGGCGGAAUACGGAGGAGAGGCAGGACCUAUCCAAGAUAUUAUAAACCAAACCGAGAAAAAGUUUCUUGCUUUUCGGGAGUACUUUCUAGAGGAAGAUAAAUAUGGAACCGAUGAGAAAAAGCGACCCGGACGGCCGAAAGACGCAGAAUCGUUGUUUGGCGUUGAAGGAUCAUUUCGUCAAUUACAAGUGGACUAA
Sabethes cyaneus is the source of this 1221-nucleotide messenger RNA. RefSeq names its product alpha-tocopherol transfer protein-like. NCBI's taxonomy places the organism in Eukaryota, Metazoa, Arthropoda, Insecta, Diptera, Culicidae. The coding region runs from base 289 to 1221 and encodes 310 amino acids. Gene Ontology annotation, cellular component: membrane. The record is from RefSeq and is a predicted model, not a curated record. Gene Ontology annotation, molecular function: phosphatidylinositol bisphosphate binding. The transcript has 4 exons.